ACUAAAAAAACAUAAAUACAAAUUAAAAAAUAGUUUAUAAAAUGAAAAUAAAUAAUUAAAAAAAAACUUGAACUGCAUAGCUUUAAGCUAAAGAUUAAGAAUUAGCCGCAAACCCUCCACGAUUCUGCUGAAACCGCCUAUUAGUGUUUACAACAUAAAAUAUACAUAGAUUAAAAUAUAUAGUAUAUAAACCACUGCCACUACAAAACAACUACCAACACACAUACUGCAAAUCAUAACGCAUACUACAGCGCUACAAUGACCGCUAAACCGCCAAAACGUGCCAAUAAAGGGGUCAAACGACGUAACGAGCGAAACAUACUGACAUUCUAUGAGAAAAUCGCCGUCAUACACUACUACGAUGAGACGAGUGUUUCACGCAAUCGCUUAGCUAAACUAUUCCACUGUUGUGCCACACAAAUUCGACGCAUACUCGAACACAAAAAUGAACUGCUGCAACAAUUGGCCACGCUCAGCGAAACGGAUGCGACCAAUUUCAUCGAAGAAAUGACACGCAAACGUCGCAAAUUCGAAAUGAGCGCCAUUAGUUUCAUACUACAUCAAUGGGUGGAGCGCUGUCGUGAAUUGCGUUUGCGUAAAACCAUAACAAAUCAGACGCUCAAGGAUACGGCGCUCAAAAUGGCCGCCAUACUGAAUUUGCCCAGCUUUCGGCCUUCGUAUCGUUGGCUAGAUCGUUUUCGCAGCAAGUACAGAUACACAGCCGAAGAUUUGGGCACAGCGGGUGCGCAUGCCGUUGAUGGUGAACUGGCGGUUGAGGACAUUAUUAUUGAGUAUAAAGAUGCUUUACCGAAUUUCAUGCAAACUGAAAUUUCGGAAAUAACCUCACUAGACAAGGCAAUGCACGCGGAGGUGGAAAAGACAAAGAUGCUGCUGCAAAAUGCUAGCAAUGAGAAUAGCGUGGAUUAUGUGGUUAGCGAUGAGGAGGAUGAGGUGGAAGAGGUGUCUGAUGAUGCCGCUCAAGUAGACGAUGACAUAGCUUUGGUGGUGAGCGAUUCGAAAGACUCCAGCGGUUGCUCUUCGAACACCCAUGCGAGAACACAAAACAUUAACCAGCCGAAUGAACUUAAUGCUGAGCAAAUCAAAAUGAAUGCCGGCACCACAGCUGUACUAGGCAGUAUAUUCCCGCAUUUGGCUGUUAUACAUCAGUUUGCGCUACUCAAUGCCGAUGUCAAGGCGCUGGAGUUGAUCUCACAACUGGGUGUGCACAUGCAGAAGCAAGCCGUCGACGGCGCAUACAAACAACUGACGCUGGCGUCAACAAACGAUGAGUGUAUCGCAGACAAUAUGCAAUCGGAUGUAGGCGGUUUUUAUGCUGCGGAUCUUGAUGAUAUCGUGCUGAUUGAAUGAGUAGUGUAUUAUCUAUAUAUGUACAUAAUAAUACUUAUAUACGUAUUAUUAGUAUGUAGUUUUGUAGUUAUUAGUUUUUAGAUGCUCUGGAGAGCAACAUCCACAUAUUGGCCUUUGAAUAUUUAAAACAUACACCGCCUUAACAUAAAACUAUAGCCAGAACUGUGAAGUCACAUAAGCUAAUGCAUAAGUC
Molecule: messenger RNA, 1561 nt
Organism: Bactrocera latifrons
Lineage: Eukaryota; Metazoa; Arthropoda; Insecta; Diptera; Tephritidae
Gene: ebd2
Exons: 2
Coding region: 259-1368 (369 amino acids)
Molecular function (GO): DNA binding
Source: RefSeq, a predicted model, not a curated record